This is a messenger RNA of Anoplopoma fimbria (sablefish), 1718 nucleotides long. RefSeq names its product sphingomyelin phosphodiesterase acid like 3B (gene smpdl3b). Gene Ontology annotation, biological process: sphingomyelin catabolic process. Bases 47 to 1411 code for a protein of 454 amino acids. The record is from RefSeq and is a predicted model, not a curated record. The transcript has 8 exons. Lineage: Eukaryota; Metazoa; Chordata; Actinopteri; Perciformes; Anoplopomatidae. Gene Ontology annotation, molecular function: sphingomyelin phosphodiesterase activity.
UGGACUUGACUUUUGUUGGACCUUUGCUUUCUUCGACGACUUCAACAUGUCCACAGUGAGGCUGCUCCUAUCGUGUCUGCUUUUGAAAGAGGUUGUUGCACUGUCAGGAAACUUCUGGCACAUCACGGAUCUGCACUGGGACGAAACGUACAAUCUGACCGAUAAUCCUCAACUUGUGUGCGCAUCAAGUGGCCAACGACCCGCAGCCAAUGCUGGGAAAUAUGGAGACUACGCUUGUGACUCGCCAUGGCUCCUUAUAAACUCCUCUGUGUAUGCCAUGAAGGAUAUUCUACCUGACCCGGACUUCAUUGUAUGGACAGGAGAUGGAACACCACAUGUUCCCAACGAGGAUCUGGGAGAAGAAGCUGUGCUCAACAUUAUGCGCAAACUUACCCACAUUAUAAACCAAGUGUUUCCAAACACUAAAGUGUACCCUGCCCUGGGCAACCAUGACUACCACCCCAAGCACCAGCUUCCUGCAGGCCCAAACAAAAUCUAUAAGCAGACAGCUGAAAUGUGGCAGAAGUGGUUGGAUCCAGAGUCCAGAGGAACAUUUAACAAAGGUGGAUAUUACACAGAAAAGCUGCUGAAUCGAACAGGUUUCAGGAUGCUGGUCCUCAACACUAAUCUCUACUAUAACCAGAACAAGCUGACCAAGGGCAUAGACGACCCAGCGGGCCAGUUUAGCUGGGCGAACCAGGUUCUCACAGAGGCCGCCAUCAACAAAGAAAAGGUGUACAUCAUUGGCCACGUUCCCCCGGGUUUCUUUGAGAAGAAGAGGAGUACGAAGUGGUUCAUGCCUAAAUUCAACGAGCUAUACUUGGACUUAAUUCAGAAACACCAUUCAGUCAUACUUGGACAGUUCUUUGGCCAUCAUCAUACCGAUUCUUUCCGGAUGUUUUACAACUCAAAGGGCUCUCCUAUCAGUGCGAUGUUCCUCAGCCCAGGUGUCACACCGUGGAAAACAACACUUCCAGGAGUCGUGGAUGGAGCAAACAACCCUGGGAUACGUGUUUUUGAAUAUGACACCCAAACCCUUCUGGUCAAAGAUGUGGUGACACAUUAUCUGAACCUGACUCACGCUAACGCCGCCCAUGGACGCUGGGAGAAGGAGUACCGCCUCACAGAGAGCUUCAGAGUACCAGACGCCUCCCCCGCCUCAAUGCAUCAGGCUCUGGAGCGCAUCGCUAACCACCACUGCUACCUACAAAAGUACUACGAGUUCAACUCAGUCAACUAUGACCUGACAGAGUGUGACAGUGACUGCCGCAUUGACCAUGUGUGUGCAACCAGAGAGGUAGACUUUACCAAAUAUGAAGGCUGUCUGCUAAAGGAAGGGGCAGUUGCCAUUUCCAGUGGGUUACUGCCGGUCCUCUCUGUGGCUGUAAGUCUGGUGCUGGCCAAUCGGUAAUGAUGGUCAAUCUAUCAAAGGCGAUGUUUGAAAUAUAUAAUUGACGCUUGAUGGAGUCAUUGGAUAGACCAACCCAAGCUCAAGAACAUGAUUAUUGCUGUCACGUAAAUAUUCAACAGUUAACAUCAUAGGAUGUGUUUAUCAUGUUUUUUAAUCAUACAACAUCUAUACUUUAGGUGAGUCAAGCACUACAUGUACUUGGAGCAGAGAAAAAUCAACCUUUGGCUCUUUGGUAUGGCUUCUUGAGCUUGUUUUUAUUGGUGCUGGGUGAAUACUACAUUUCCAGUCAAUAGAAAACCAUACCAGU